Messenger RNA from Toxotes jaculatrix (banded archerfish), 4314 nucleotides. RefSeq names its product myc box-dependent-interacting protein 1 (gene bin1a). The transcript has 19 exons. Gene Ontology annotation, molecular function: tau protein binding; phospholipid binding. NCBI's taxonomy places the organism in Eukaryota, Metazoa, Chordata, Actinopteri, Toxotidae. Bases 1 to 1851 code for a protein of 616 amino acids. The record is from RefSeq and is a predicted model, not a curated record. Gene Ontology annotation, cellular component: synaptic vesicle; plasma membrane; cytoplasm.
AUGGCUGAGUUGAAUUUGGGGAAAGGGUUGACUGCAGGGAAAGUGGCCAGCAACGUCCAGAAAAAACUAACCAGAGCCCAAGAAAAGGUUCUCCAGAAGCUUGGCAAAGCUGAUGAGACCAAAGAUGUUGCCUUUGAGGAGGGAGUUAUCAACUUCACCAAACAAUAUGCUGAAGGCAGCAAACUGCAGAGGGACCUUAGAGCAUACCUGGAAGCAGUGAAAGCCAUGCAUGAGUCUUCCAAGAACCUGCAGGCAUGCCUGGCUGACAUGUAUGAGCCAGAAUGGUACGGCAAAAACGAAGUGGAUUCCAUUGUGGAGGACUGUGAUGUGCUGUGGACUGAUUACCACCAGAAGUUGGUCGAUCAUGCUCUCAUCUCCAUGGAUACUUACCUGGGCCAGUUCCCUGAUAUCAAGGCUCGUAUAGCUAAGAGGGACAGGAAAUUGGUCGAUUACGACAGUGCCAGGCACAACUACGCUGCUACGCACAAGACCAAGAAAAAGGACGGGGGCAUUAAACUUACCAAGCCUUCGUCUUUGUUGGAGAGGGCCACUCCCGGGUGGGCUCAGGGUAUCUUGUCUGCACACAACGUUGCCCAGAGCAGUCUGUCCAGGAACCAGGCUGAGGAGGAGUUGGAGAGAGCCCAGAAGGUGUUUGAGGAAAUUAAUAUUGACUUGCAAGAGGAGUUACCUUCACUCUGGAACAGUCGUGUUGGGUUUUACGUCAGCACCUUCCAGAGUUUGGCGGGUUUCGAGGAGAAGUUUCACAAGGAAAUGAGCCGGUUGGAUCAGGAUUUGUAUGACGUCUUGGAGAAAUUGGAGGGAACAGACACAACCAGUGACAAAGAACCAUCUAACCACACUCUCAGGCCAGGAGGACCACCCCCAAUCCCCAAAUCUCCAUCCAAGCUAAAGCCAGCAGUGCCUCCUCCACCCAAGGUGACCCCGUCUAAGGAGAUGAAAACAGAGAACAUCAUCAACCUGUUUGAUGCUGCAGCUACUCCCGAUAUCAGUGUCACUUCCCCUACAGAGUUUGACAGUCCUGCAGUGAGCACCCUAUUGGACAUGGACCUGGACUCUUUCGGUGCAGCAACCAAAGCCUCCACGGUCACACAGCCCGCAAACUGGGACUCAUGGCCUGAGGACAGUGAUGCCCAGGAACAGAACAUCCAGGAGCACUAUGACCCCGUAGCUGCUGCUGCACAGGCCUGGGGGGAUGAUGGUUCUCAGCCCAUCCGCUAUGACCCCAUAGCAGCUUCCAAGGAGGGCUGGGGGGAUGACGGAUCUCAGCCAGUUUGUUACGACCCUGUGGCUGCGGCUCAAGAGGGAUGGGGGGAUGAUGGGCGCCAGCCGGUUGGUGAUGACCCUGUGGCUGCGGCUCAGGAAGGCUGGGGUGAUGAUGAGAGCCAGCCAGUCACAGAGGUGCCUGCCACACCUACAGCUGAGGCUCCAGCUGACACCGCUGAGGAAGAAGCCACCCCAGCUGACGCCACGUUGGAUAAUGAAGAGGGUCAGGAUGAGUCUGCAGCUGCUGCUGCUGCUGCAGCAACACCAGAAGAAACAGCGCCAGAAGAGACACCUGCUGUAGCAGAAGAAUCAACAGAAGCAGCAACAGAGUCUGAAGAAAUGCCCCCUGGCUUCAUGUUCAAGGUCCAAGUGAUGCAUGAUUAUGCUGCCAACGACACAGAUGAACUGGAGAUGAAGGCUGGUGAUGUUGUGCUAGUAGUCCUCUUUGACAACCCUGAAGAACAGGAUGAGGGCUGGCUGAUGGGAAUGAAGCAGGUCGACUGGCAGCAGAACAAAGAAAAUGCCACUAAAGGAGUAUUCCCCGAAAACUUCACCCAGAGGCUGUGAAUGAGGUGGACCAGACGUCAUUCCAGCUUCUCUUUUUAUGUCUCUCCUCUUCUUGCCUCUAUCCUUCAUACCUUCUCUUGCCCUGAUACUGUAUCUUUACUAGGACUUUGGCCAUAGAAGCAGAGCUGUCACAGCCCUGGCUGAAACCAUGCAUUUCUAAGGUCUGCUACACUGUGCUAAAAGUGGAUCUUGGCAUUUCUGUGGAUUUCCGCCAACAUUUACAAAUUACAGAUGUACGUAGCCAUUUCACAGGUGCCAGUUUGUCAUGCUGCUAUGUUGCUACUCCAUAACAGAGGAAAUUAUUAGAGAAUCCUGAUUAUACAGGUUUGAUGCAGGGAUGGGGUACUCUGCAAUGGCUACCACUGUAAUUUCAUUCUAAUGUUUUAUUUUUAUGUCUCAUCAUACACUCUCCAAGGAAUAUUUCACCACCAUAACAGAGAAAAUGUCUUUUGAGGCGUGCUGUUGUUCAUCUGAUACUGAGAGAUUGAGAACUGUUUGAAGUUAUUGAGACAAUGCCAAGUGUAGCAGAGUAUCCCUCACACACAUGAACAUGUGUGUAUAUAUAUAUAUAUAUAUAUAUAUAUAAAAUCAGUGUCACAAAGGUUGAGGGGUAUAAUUGCUAAAACCAGGCUGAAAGGCCACCAACACACACUGAGUAGAGCCUUGACUAUGUUUAAAAAGUCCUAGCUGGUGGCAACUUAACCUCAGUCUGUCUGCAGAAAGGCCUUUGAGCACACAAGGUGCCAAAGUCUAAUCAUCUAAACUGCACAUAUUUAAUUAGUCCUGGCGUUCUCAGACUGGUGAUCACACUUCUGACACAAUGCCUUUUGGACACAUCCAGCCAAUCCUUUAUACCUACUUUAAUUAUUGACUUGUGAAACAUGGGCCCUUGGUUGUUGUAUUAGUUUAGAUUCUAUGGUGGUGUAGGUAGAGUGUAGGUGUUGUUAAAUCUUAUGCAGUGAUCUGGUCAUCAAACACCAGCCUAGUUAAAGUGACAGCAGGAAUUCAGUAUGAAAAUGUUUUAAAAACUGGUCUCAGAGCCCUAUAGAGCAGAAAAGAAACAUGGCUGUCUGAAUUAUUUUUUGACAGGUGUGUGUGUUUUGACAGUCAUCUUUUCACAAGGGAUUCCAAAUAUGCAUUAGUUAGUAGCUUGCUAAAAAGCAAGCCAACAAACUACACCAAUGAGAAGCUGCUACUGGUUGUAUAAUAGUUAGGCAGAUACAGUUACAGUUACUCCCUGAUACUAAUCAAUAUAUAAAAACUGAGCCAGCCUCAUUCGUUUAAAAAAAAAAAAAAAAAAAAGUGUGCCGAAAACAGUUCCUUCUGUUUGCAUAUAGACAAUUUAACUCAAAUGCAGAUGAUUCAGAAUAUGCACCAGAGCAACUUCUUUUAUUUUUAUAUGCUGCCGAGCAAUGAUUACAUAUAGCCUAAUGUAACUAUGUCAAAAAUAAUUGCCAACUGAGGAUGGUAUGGAGUGUUUUGUACUUCUGUCAGGUUUACUGCUCUCAACAUAGCCGCAUACUGUAGGUAGUUAAAACUAUCUAAUAUUCUGUCAUUCAUUCAGUCACUGACUCAAAAGAGAUUCACAUUUCUCAUGAUGUUAUUAACAUGUAAUAAGUGUGAGAGAAAAUGUAUGUAUGUGCGAUUGUACCUGUGUGUAUGUGUGUGUGUUUAUGGGUUGUUUGGAAACAUAAAUUCUUUAUCUAUAGGCUAUUGUUAUUGGACGAUACCACCACCACCACUUACCAGGGGAUGAGGCCGUCCGUUUUACAGGAAGCUUUUCUGACCUGACAAAGACAACUCAAAUAUUUGGGUCUUUUUCCACUGGCUGGUAUUAUGGUUCCAGGUGUUAUUGUGCAUUUGUUGUGUAUAAGUGUAAUUUUGCCAAGCUGUGAUGACAGAUACAUAUUCUAUAAAGACAUUCAUAUCUGUAUGUGAGUUACUGUGAGCAUGCUGACUUCUCAUGUGUUGUUGUGUGAACACCCUUAAUUUAUGACGAUGAUACUUGGGUCACUUUUGAGGCAGUUGAAACAGGCAACUUUUAUUUUUUAUUUUCUUAAUCUUAGUAAGGGGGGUUGUGGGCUGUAUGUUUUUCCACUGCUCCCCCUCAAAUUAGUCCUGAUUAUAAUUGCUGGUUGUCCAUCAGCUUUGCCUCAAAAUGUUGCCAGGGUAUCGUGGUCCAAACGGAGUUAAACAUGAUUACACGGAGACGGGACACAUAGAGAUAAAUUUCAAACCACCAGACUCAGGUGGACAAAUUUUCUAAUGAUUUUCAGUGUUUUAACUUCUUGACAUGUGCAUGAUUUUUCAUGUGUAUUUAAAAAGCCUCACAUGUGAGAACAUCACCUGCACAUUCAGGUAAACCAAUCACCUCUCACAUUUUGCUUUCAAAUUUUAUGUAUAACUUGGUGAGUGUUUUACCUGGGUCUGGUUCUCUAUCUGUCUUUGUGGAUCGGUCUCCUG